Molecule: messenger RNA, 4531 nt
Organism: Balaenoptera musculus (blue whale)
Lineage: Eukaryota; Metazoa; Chordata; Mammalia; Artiodactyla; Balaenopteridae
Product: zinc finger protein 226-like
Biological process (GO): regulation of transcription by RNA polymerase II
Molecular function (GO): RNA polymerase II cis-regulatory region sequence-specific DNA binding; DNA-binding transcription factor activity
Source: RefSeq, a predicted model, not a curated record
GUCCAGGAGCUCCGGGUUAGUCGCAGGCACUUCCGCCCCAGGAGGACAACGUAGCAGCCAUCUUUUGCCUGAUUAUGGUGUUUCAGGUCCGCUCUUCACGACCCAUUCAAGCUUCCACGACAUGCGCCUAGGGCCAACAUUACCAGACCUUUCAUUUGGGGAGAAAGAGGAGGAGCGGCUAAAAGCGGAGGUUUGAGGGCCUAGAGUGGUGAUGUACGUCCCCCGGGCGGAGCUUCUUUGCGUUUGCCCUGACUUCUCAAAAAGCACUGCACGGAGGAAGAGGCAACAGAGCCCCACGACUCUGCACUUUCCCAGAAGGAGAGAGAAAAUGAGCACAUUCCAGGAGGCGGUGACCUUCAAGGACGUGGCCGUGGCCUUCACCGAGGAGGAGCUGGGGCUGCUGGACUUGGCCCAGAGGAAGCUGUACCAGGAUGUGAUGGUAGAAAACUUCCGGAACCUGGUCUCAGUGGAAGAAAACAAUCAAAGUGAGUUGAGGGCCGUUCAAGACAGAGGAUCACGUGAAGACCUUUCCUGCCGGCAAAUCUGGCAACAAAUUGCAAGUGACUUAACCAGAUGCCAAGACUCCGUGAUAAAUAGUUGUCAGUUCCACAAACAAGGUGAUUCCCCCUGCCAGGGUGGGGCAGGACUCUCUAUUCAAAUUUCUGAAGAUGAGAACCAUAUAUUAAAUGAUAAAGCGGGUGAUCCCAGUAGUACUGGAAAUCCAAGGUGUGCAACUUUGAGAGCCCAGGAUUCCUGGAGGAAAACUUCAUUGACUGAGUUGCAGAAUUAUCAGAAUAGACACCAGCAAAUUUCCAUGAAAAAUAAACUGUGUCAGUGUAAAGAGGAUGUUGACACCAUCAGUUGGAUUUCACAUCACCUUGAUGCUCAUGGAGUACACAAGGGUCAAAAAUCUUACAGCUACAGUGAUUAUAGAAAAGAUAGCAUGAGGGUUUCAACACUGGAUCAGAAAACUAUGAUUCACACAGGACAAAAACCUUACCAGUGUAACGAAUAUAAAAAAACCUUCACCAAUCUCUCCCCCUUUGAUCUUCACCAGCAAUUACACUCAAAAGAGAAGUCUCAUAUGUGCAGUGAGUGUGGAAAAGGCUUCCGUUACAGCUCGGUUCUUCAUAUUCAUCAGAGAGUUCGUGGGAGGAAACGCAGUGAGUGUGAUGAGUGUGGCAAGGAGUUCAGUCAGAGCUCACAGCUGCAGACUCCUCAGAAAGUCCACACUGUAGAGAAACCGUUCAAAUGUGGGGAAUGUGGGAAAGGCUUCAGUCGUAGGUCAGCACUUACUGUUCAUUGUAAAGUCCACACGGGAGAGAAACCUUAUAAUUGUGAGGAGUGCGGGAGGGCCUUCAGUCAGGCCUCUCACCUUCAGGACCAUCAGAGAGUCCACACUGGGGAGAAACCAUUCAAAUGUGACAUGUGUGAUAAGAGCUUCAGUCGGAAUUCACACCUUCAGUCUCAUCAGAGAGUCCAUACGGGAGAGAAGCCAUACAAAUGUGAGGAGUGUGGGAAGGGCUUCAUUUGUAGCUCAAAUCUAUACAUUCAUCAGAGGGUCCACACAGGAGAAAAACCCUACAAAUGUGAGGAAUGUGGGAAAGGCUUUAGUCGGCCUUCAAGUCUUCAGGCCCAUCAGGGGGUCCACACUGGAGAGAAAUCAUACAUAUGUAAUGUGUGUGGUAAAGGCUUUACUCUGAGUUCAAACCUUCAGGCACAUCAAAGAGUCCAUACAGGAGAGAAACCAUACAAAUGUGAUGAGUGUGGGAAGAGCUUCAGGAGGAACUCCCAUUAUCAAGUUCAUCUGGUUGUCCACACAGGGGAGAAGCCCUAUAAAUGUGAGGUAUGUGGGAAGGGCUUCAGUCAGAGUUCAUAUCUUCAAAUCCAUCAGAAGGCCCACAGCAUAGAGAAACCUUACAAGUGUGAGGAGUGUGGGCAAGGCUUCAAUCAGAGUUCACGACUUCAGAUUCACCAGCUGAUCCAUACCGGUGAGAAACCAUACAAAUGUGAAGAGUGUGGGAAGGGAUUCAGUCGAAGAGCAGAUCUUAAAAUUCACUGCAGAAUCCACACCGGAGAGAAACCGUAUAAUUGUGAGGAGUGUGGGAAAGUCUUCAGGCAGGCCUCAAAUCUUCUGGCCCAUCAGAGAGUCCACAGCGGAGAAAAACCAUUCAAAUGUGAAGAGUGUGGGAAGAGCUUUGGUCGGAGUUCACACCUUCAAGCCCAUCAAAAAGUCCACACUGGAGAAAAGCCAUACAAAUGUGAGGAGUGUGGGAAGGGCUUCAAGUGGAGCCUGAACCUCGACAUGCAUCAGAGGGUCCACACAGGAGAGAAACCAUAUAAGUGUGGGGAGUGUGGGAAGCACUUCAGUCAGGCCUCAAGUCUUCAGCUUCAUCAGAGUGUCCACACUGGAGAGAAGCCGUACAGAUGUGACAGAUGCAGUAAGGUCUUCAGUCGGUCUUCACAGUUACAGUCUCAUCAGAGAGUGCACACAGGGGAGAAGCCUUACAAGUGCGACAGUUGUGGCAAGGGAUUCAGUAGCAGCACAGGCCUUAUCAUCCACUACAGGACACACACAGGGGAGAAGCCUUACAAAUGCGAGGAGUGCGGUAAAUGCUUUAGCCAAAGUUCAAAUUUUCAGUGCCAUCAGAGAGUCCACACCGAAGAGAAACCAUACAAGUGCAACGAGUGCGGGAAGGGCUUCGGCUGGAGCGUUAACCUUCGUGUUCACCAGAGGGUCCACAGGGGUGAGAAACCCUAUAAGUGUGAGGAGUGUGGGAAGGGCUUCACGCAGGCCGCGCAUUAUCACAUACAUCAGAGGGUCCACACCGGGGAGAAACCCUACAAAUGCGAUGUCUGCGGCAAGGGGUUCAGUCACAAUUCCCCUUUGAUAUGCCACCGGAGGGUCCACACUGGAGAGAAACCGUACAGAUGUGAGGCGUGCGGGAAGGGCUUCACCCGUAACACAGAUCUUCACAUCCACUUCCGUGUCCACACGGGAGAGAAACCCUACAAAUGCAAGGAGUGCGGGAAGGGCUUCAGUCAGGCUUCCAAUUUGCAAGUCCACCAGAACGUCCACACCGGGGAGAAACGAUACAAAUGCGAGACAUGUGGGAAGGGCUUCAGUCAGUCAUCAAAGCUUCAGACCCACCAGAGAGUCCACACAGGGGAAAAGCCCUACAGAUGCGACAUGUGCGGUAAGGACUUCAGUUACAGUUCAAAUCUUAAACUGCACCAAGUCAUUCACACUGGAGAAAAACCGUAUAAAUGUGAGGAGUGCGGGAAGGGCUUCAGUUGGAGAUCAAACCUUCACGCUCAUCAGAGAGUCCACUCAGGAGAGAAACCCUACAAAUGUGAGGCAUGUGAUAAGAGCUUCAGUCAGGCCAUAGAUUUCCGGGUCCAUCAGAGAGUCCACACGGGCGAGAAACCCUACAAGUGUAGUGUCUGUGGGAAGGGCUUCAGCCAGUCCUCUGGUCUUCAGUCCCAUCAGAGGGUCCAUACUGGGGAGAAGCCCUACAGAUGCGACGUGUGUGGAAAGGGCUUUCGUUACAGUUCACAGUUUAUAUACCACCAGAGGGGCCACACUGGUGAAAAGCCUUACAAAUGUGAGGAGUGUGGGAAAGCCUUUGGGCGGAGCCUGAAUCUUCGCCAUCACCAGAGGGUCCACACAGGAGAGAAACCCCACAAGUGUGAGGAGUGUGGGAAGGCCUUCAGUCUCCCCUCCAAUCUUAGAGUCCAUCUGAGUGUUCACACUCGGGAGAAACUGUUUAAAUGUGAGGAGUGUGGGAAGGGCUUCAGUCAGAGUUCUCGGCUUCAAGCCCACCAGAGGAUCCACACAGGAGAAAAACCAUACAAGUGUGACAUAUGUGGUAAGGACUUCAGUCACCGUUCACGGCUUACAUACCAUCAGAAAGUCCACACUGGCAAGAGUCUUUAAAAGUGAGAGGUCUGUUAAUGACUUCAGUCAGGAUGCACGUCUUCAAGGUUUUGGAGAGUCAAUGCUGCUGAUAAACUCUAUGAAGUAUUGAGAGUGGAAAGGGAUUCCUUCAGAUGGAAUCUUCCCAGCAAAUCCAUUAAAAUGGUGACAUAGAACCAUACAUAGUAACAGGGGAGAAAUAGGUUGUAACCCUCUUGGUAAGAUCCACUUGAUAUAAAUGAUCUCUCAAAGUGAAUAUAUGCCUAAAGACAGUGUGUGAAAAGGAUAUUUGCCGUAUACUAACUCGGUUUUUUUGAGGGGGGAUGUCAAGGAGGGCUUUGGGGUUAUUUUUCCAUCAACUUCCAUUUUAUACUUGUUUACAGUGACUGUUAUUUUUACUAAAGCUGUAAAACUAUGAAAAAUGAAAUGAAUAAAAUUACUAAAAAUUUCCUGUAGCCAAGAAUUUGUAAUAUGAUUGCUUUAUUUCGUAUGAUAUAUUGGAUUAAAAUUAAGGAAUAGAUCCCCAGAGAUGAACCUUUGAUCUUCAGAAGUAAAUACGUAUCUGCCACAGAUGUAUAUAAAGGAAUGUUCAUUGCAUUAUUGUUUAUAAUAGCA